Megalobrama amblycephala (Wuchang bream) is the source of this 4840-nucleotide messenger RNA. Its product is annotated as R3H domain-containing protein 2. Gene Ontology annotation, molecular function: nucleic acid binding. Bases 737 to 3895 code for a protein of 1052 amino acids. NCBI's taxonomy places the organism in Eukaryota, Metazoa, Chordata, Actinopteri, Cypriniformes, Xenocyprididae. The record is from RefSeq and is a predicted model, not a curated record. The transcript has 27 exons.
CUCGUGACGUCACGGCCCCGCCCACUCGAGCUCUGGUUUGAUCACUGCGCGCUGUUGACAGUCGCCGUGAGCUCGUGCUCGGUGGCGAUUUAACGGUAUUAAGCGGCAGCGGGCUGUCGUUAUUCGUUUGUCGGGGGGUCGGUUUGUGCGUGAGGUGGGUUAUUAGUUUAAACAUGUUCACCUAGCACAUAUCGAGCGAUAGUAAUGCCCUCACGAGCUCGUGAGGCGGCCGAUUGUCAUUUUGACUUAGCUCGCGCUCGCUUAGCCGCCACAGGCUAAUUAAUGAACCGACAGUGUGUGAUAAAUAUAGACUCUAAAUCAUCGAAAACACUGAAGAAACUCCUCUGAACGCCGAACUACAGCGGUGGAUCUUCGUAUUGAAUGAACGCGAGGGAUUAACGGAUAGCGCCGUGAAUGUAUAGAGGGGAUGCAUUGACAUCACUUUCCCGCCGGAACACAGCCAGACUGUGGCAAAAGAACUGCUGCAUGACUGGAUUUAAUAGGGGAAACUGCGAAAACCAGGUGGAGCUGUGAUGUUUGAGUGUGUGUGAGAGGGUCGUACAGGAUGCAGGGAAACUGAGAAGACACUCUUUCACCAUGACGUCCCCCCCGCCCUCUUCUCAGCCAUAGAAACACACACACACACCGAAGAACACACACCGUCACACUACAACCCCUGGUGUGUCAGCCCGCUGUCUGGGUUCGUAAGGUGUGCGGGUUUGCGCUUUAAGGGAAAAUGUCAGUGGUCUUCCCACCCGACGGGAUGAAGGAGGGCGACGGCACGCUGCCCGCCGACGCUCCCGCUGGCAUCCGUGGCAAAAGCAGCCCAUCCGCGCCCUCUAAAGACACCAACGCAGACAGCACAGAUCCUGACGACAACCUUUCCCAGGAUGCACAGCGGCGCUGUCAGAAUCACGGCCACACUAGGAAACGAGCCAAGUCGAAUGCGAAGCUCAAGCUGGUGAGGAGUCUUGCAGUAUGUGAAGAAUCAUUGGGUCCGUUUUCAACCGACGGUCCUCCAGAAUCACAGGACAUCAUUCAGCUUCACAUCAGCUGUCCGUCCGAUAAAGAGGAAGAGAAAUCCUCAAAAGACGAGUACGAGAAUGAGGAGAGGGAAAAGAAGGAUAAAACUCCACGCAAGAUGCUCUCACGCGACUCCAGUCAGGAAUACACUGAUUCCACAGGGAUUGAUGUGCAUGAGUUCCUGGUGAACACACUGAAAAACAACCCCAGAGAUAGAAUGAUGCUGCUGAAGCUGGAACAGGAUAUACUGGAGUUCAUAAACGAUGAGAAUAAUCAGUAUAAGAAGUUCCCUCAAAUGACCUCAUAUCACCGCAUGCUGCUGCAUCGAGUCGCUGCCUAUUUUGGCAUGGAUCACAACGUGGACCAAACGGGCAAAGCGGUCAUCAUCAACAAGACCAGCAACACACGCAUCCCUGAGCAGAGGUUCUCUGAGCACAUUAAAGAUGAGCGCAACAUGGACUUCCAGAAGAAGUUCAUCCUGAAGCGAGAUGACGCCAGCAUGGAUAAGGAUGAUAAUCAGAUCCGGGUACCGCUGCAGGACGGCCGUCGCAGUAAGUCCAUCGAGGAGCGAGAGGAGGAGUACCAGCGGGUCAGAGAUCGCAUUUUUGCACGAGAAAUGUAUCUGUUGUAUUUUUCGUUACAGUCCUCACAGAAUGGAUACAUCAAUGAUAACAGACUGUCCACUGACGGCUACUCUUCAUCCUCCCAAAAGAGGAGGCAGAUUUUUAGGGGCAACAGGGAGAGCUCCAGUCGGGCGUCCAGCAGUCGCCAGAGCAGCACCGACAGCGACAUGAAGAGCCUGGAGCCUCGUCCGUGGAGCAGCACGGACUCGGACAGCUCCAACCGCACGCUGAGACCUCCGGUCACCAAAGCCAGCAGCUUCAGCGGCAUCUCCAUCCUCACGCGCGGAGACAGUCUGGGCAGCAAGGGUUCGCAGGGCAGCGCCAGGGGCUCCCGCACAGGUCUUCCCACGGUCACUCCGGAUCUCUGUGCACCAACACAGCCGCCCCAGCAGGGCCGCGGUCUCCUGCCGUGUCCCCCGAACUGCCCCUCCGCCGCCCCUCAGAGCGCGAGCCAGCCGCUGCUGCCCACCCCGUCCCACACACACACCAUCAGCGCACACAAUCACAUGAUGCCUCAGCCAGUGGCGUCUCUGCAGCCGUCUGCGCAGGCUGUGUCUUAUUCAAACCCUUCGUGCCCUCAGGUCAUCCUGCCUGUUUCUCCUUCCCAGCAGUACAACAUGGGUGAUGAGUUGACUGCAGGUUUCGGGCAGAUGUCUCUAAGCCGUCAGGGCUCCAGCGAGGCACCAGAGCCGCCCAGCCUAUACCAACCUCCACCUGCCGUAUUAUCCCAGCAUCCUCCACCGCAGCCCAGCUACAUCAUGCCCCCGCCGCCCUCUGGAUACCAGCCUGCGGCUCCACACGCGCACCCGCCUCCACCGCCGCCACCUCCAUCACAGCCCAUCCUGCAGACCGCGCCGCCCGCUCAGGGCUACAUGCAGCCGCCGCCUCCGCCUCAGCAGAUCCAGGUGCAGUAUUACUCCACCGCAGGACAGUAUCCUAAUUCCGGCCAGCAGUACCGCUCCAUCUCUCACCAGGUGUCGUUCCCCACGCAGCGAUCUCAGCCGCUGCCUCCGCCGGCACAGCCCUCCGCUCCGCUCCAGCCCAUGAUGACCAGUCAGCAGCCUGCGUACCAGGGCAUGAUGGGAGUACAGCAGCCGCAGAGCGCCAGUAUGAUGAGCACACAGCGCACGGCAAUGAACGGACAGAUGCAGAGCAUGAUGGUCCAGUACCCCCCCAUGCCCUCCUAUCAGGUUCCUGUAGCCAAUGAGAGUCAGUCUGUGGUGCAGCAGCAGUACCAGCAGCCCGUCAUGGUGCCCGUCAGCCAGUCAGUACAGGGAGCCAUGCCGACUGCCGCGCCCAUGCCCGUCUACUACAGUGUACUGACACCCACACAACAGAACAGCACAAGUCCAUCUGUGGGUUACCUGCAGCCGCCCACUUCAGAUCAGUACCAGAUGACCCAGUCUGCCUCACCCUGCAGCCCACAGCCAAUACAACAGCAGUAUUCAGGGGUCCCGCCUCCCGGUCCCAGUGUCAUGGUUAUGCAGCUCAGCGUUCCUAAUGGACCGCAGCCUACCCAAAAUGCUUCACUGGUGCAAUGGAACCCCUGCAAGUACUAUAGCGUGGAGCAGAGACCCAGCAAACCCGAGCACCAGGUCAGCACUCAGCUCAGCAGCCCGCUGGCGUCUCCCACACAGUCUCCUGCACCCUCUCCGUCUGGCAGUGUGAACACCGUGUGUCCGGGUCUUGGCCCGCUGCCUCUCAUCUCACAGUUCCCUCGGCCUGGUGGGCCAGCACAAGCAGAUGGGCGCUACUCUUUACUGGGGCAGCCGCUGCAGUACAGUCUGUGUCCUCCCAUCAUGCACAACCACAACCAGUCCUCUUACAGCUCCCAUCAGAGUCAGGGAGUGAUGAAGCACGGAGCGCGGGGUAAAAGACAAACGCUCAAAUCUGCCUCUACAGACCUGGGAACUACUGACGUGGUGGUGAGUCGGGUGCUGGAGGUGACCGACCUUCCCGAGGGCAUUUCCCGUCCGGAGGCCGAGAAGCUCUUCAACCAGCUCUCGCUCUGCGGCGCCAAGAUCCAGUGGCUGAAGGACCCUCAGUGUCCCCGGGGCCCCGGCGGUGGAGGACGGGGGGACGGCAGCGACCCCGCUCACCUGUACACCGUCGUGGCCGUGUUCCCCAACACCAUGGCGGCCCAGAGCGCCUCCUUCAAACUCAACAACAGCGGCGGGAGUUUGUUCAAACUGCGCGCCACCAAAAAGAACUAUGACUUGCGCGUGCUGGAGAGAGCGAGCUCACAGUGAGUCGGGAGAGAGAGAGAGACCGCAGGACGGAGAGGAAGUCGAAGAUCACGUCAAAGGGAAGAGAUCAUCCUGAUGUUCCUUAGGGAUCUUUUUUAUUAUUUUGUAUCAUUAACAGAAGAGCACAUGUGACACAGAAGCGUGUUGCGUUGUAUGUGUAUCGUAUGACACGCGCACACACUCAUAGACACAAAGCGGGCGUCUUAAAGGGAGAGUUCGGACGAAAAUGAAGGUCUUGUCUUUAUUCUCAUGUCGUUCCAAACCCGUCAGACAUUAUUUCAGCGGAGCACAAUGAAGAAAAAACAUCAAAACGUUCUUAUAAAGAUAAUGCGUUUGAUUGAGAGUCGGUGGUGUUUGACAUCAUUCGAGACUUGGAAUAUAUUAAACACGAUAAAGCUCAGAUGUUCUUCCAAAAAAGUCACACAGGUUUGGAGCAACAUGAGGAUGAGUAAAUGAUGAAAGGAUCAUCAUUCUCGUCUCUCGUUUUUCUCCAUCGGUCUCCGUCUGUCUCUCUUCCUCCGGCGAGAUCUCUCUCUCCUCAUCUUCUCUCUGUUCACUUUGGAUUUCUUCCUCUUUGAAUUUCUAGCGUUUCUUGCUUUCUGUUUUGCCUUAACGCUGUUGUGGACUUCUGUAUUGCGCCGUUUAUUUUCUCUCUCUCUCUCUCAGAUGAAUCUUCUUUUCUCGGUUCAGUAUAUUUAUAUAAGUGAUGUAAGGAUUAUAAGAAAUAAUCUAUAUAUUCAGUGAUUCUUUUCCCGUGGAUAAGUUGACGCUCUUUUCCCGGCCCGCUCCUCCUCCUCUCCUCGUUGUGUUUGCGUUUUUCCGUUGACAGCCGUGCAGAAAGUAUCUGAGGUAUUUAAAAGUGCACAAUGAUUGCGAAUGUCUACUGUAAAUUCCAUUUAAUCUGUUAUUUUUUGUUUGUUUUUAAAAAUAUAAAAGAUAACUCAAAGA